This is a messenger RNA of Lactuca virosa, 1653 nucleotides long. Lineage: Eukaryota; Viridiplantae; Streptophyta; Magnoliopsida; Asterales; Asteraceae. The record is from the annotation of a GenBank genome assembly.
AUGGCUGUCGAAUCAGAUGAAGUUCACCAUGAGUCAUCUGAAGAAUACGACUAUGAAGAAUACGAAGAUGAUGAGGAGGUGCUCGAUACUGAGCACAUAGAUGUGGAAAUGGAAGAAGAUGAUUUCAAGACACAAGGUAAAGAGAGAUGCAAUGAUGCUUUCCUUAACUUCAGUUCCGAUUAUGAAGAUAAUGAAGUCGAUGAAGACAAUAACUUAGUUGAUGAAGAUGAAGAAGGGUUUGGUUCAGAAGAGGAAAUCGAUGACACAGCAGGGGCUAAUGAUCUUGAUUUGGGAGAUGCGGUUGGUGCAGGCUUCCCCAUUCAUGACCUAUCAGUUAAGUGGAAUAAGAUGAAGCCCCUUCUUGGUGAAAGGUAUGAAUCACCACAUCAGUUGCAACAAUGUCUCACUAAUUAUGCUAUUAAGUCAGGGUAUAACAUUAAAUUUGCGAAGUGUGACACUGUGAGAUUAACUGCCAAAUGUGGUUCUAAGAUGAAGUCUCAACCCUGUCCAUUCAGAGUUCAUGCUUCCUGGAUGACUCAAGUAAAGUCUUUUCAGAUUAAAACCUUAGUUGAUGAGCACAAAUGUGUUAGAAAUUUCAAUAUUUCAAAUUUACUGAGUCCCAGAUGGCUAGCAAGACACCUUUUGAAGGAGUUGAUAAUGAAACCUAACUUGAAGUGUAAGCAGAUGCAAUCAAUAAUUAGGACCAAAUUUCAUUGUGGUGUGUCUUGGUCUAAGGCUUACAGAACAAGGUGUAGAGCAAUGACCAUUAUAGAUGAAAAGUGGGAAUCAGUGGUUUUUCCAGCUGCUAUCAAGAAAAUGAACAAGUUUGGAGAGGAUUUGAGGAAUUGGAAUGUGAAUCGAAGUGGACCAUCUAUUUUUGAAGCCAGGAAUGGAUUAGAAGGGUACGUGGUUGACUUACAAAGCAAAGUGUGCAGCUGUAGGCUUUGGGAUAUCUCAGGAAUUCCAUGUGUACAUGCACAGUGUGCAAUAUUAUUCAAUGGACAAGAUCCUGUUCAAUUCAUAAGUGAGUGGUUUAAUGUGGACAGAGGUAGUAGAGGUGGUGCAAGGGGUAGUAGAGGUGGUACAGGAGGUAAGAGAGGUGGUGCAGUGGGCAACAUAUGUGGUGCAAGAGGUGGUGCAGUGGGUAACACAGGUGGUAAAAGAGGUGGUAGGGGUAGUAAAAGAGGUGGUAGGGGCAGUAAGACAUCUGUUGGAAUUGAAGGUGGUGGAGUUGAAAAUGAGGAUGACACUAUUCCUGAAAAAUAUUUAGUCCAUUUAUGGAAGGCAAUGCAAGAUUUGAAACUAUCAGGGUAUUCAAUUGAAGAAAUUAAAAAUACACUUAGUCUGACAGAUUCACAUAUGAAACAGCUCAAUGAUUACAAUGACACUAUUGAACAAGUUCUUCCUAUGUCUAUGGAAGAGGAGUAUCCACCUCAGACUGAGACACAAGAUGGGGCUGAAGAAAUUAUCCCUGAUACACAACCAGAAAGUGAAGAAGAAGAAGAAGAAGAAGGCAUUAAUGACACCCAGGAAUUACCAGUACACCUUAGGAUUGUAAAAAGAAGAAGGCCCUCUGAGAGGAUUGUUAAAACCAAGCUGAAGAAGAUGGGAUGUGUUGGGACUUCUGCAAAUUCAACAUUGGAGUUGGAUUAG